CGCGGCGGCACGAUGCGCGAGGGCAACCGCACGGGAGCCGAGCCCCCGCCGCACCUCUUCCCCGUGCCCGUGCUCACCGGCAUCACCGUCGCCUGCGUCCUGCUCUUCGUCAUCGGCAUCGUUGGCAACCUCAUGACCAUGCUGGUGGUGUCGCGGUUCCGGGACAUGAGGACCACCACCAACUUCUACCUGUCCAGCAUGGCCUUCUCCGACCUGCUCAUCUUCCUCUGCAUGCCCCUGGACCUCUUCCGCCUCUGGCAGUACCGGCCCUGGAACUUCGGGGACCUCCUCUGCAAGCUCUUCCAGUUCGUCAGCGAGAGCUGCACCUACUCCACCAUCCUCAACAUCACGGCGCUCAGCGUGGAGCGGUACGUCGCCAUCUGCUUCCCCCUCCGAGCUAAAGUCAUCAUCACCAAGGGGAAGGUCAAGCUGGUCAUCCUCUUCCUCUGGGCCGUCUCCUUCAUCAGCGCGGGACCCAUCUUCAUCUUGGUGGGGGUCGAGCACGAGAACGGCACGAACCCCCUGAGCACCAACGAGUGCCGAGCCACGGAGUACGCCGUCCGCUCGGGGCUCCUCACCAUCAUGGUCUGGACCUCCAGCAUCUUCUUUUUCCUGCCCGUGUUUUGCCUGACCGUGCUGUACAGCCUCAUCGGGAGGAAGCUCUGGAGGAGGAAGAAAAAGAACAUCGGUCCAAACACAGUCAUCAGGGACAAGAACAACAAGCAAACUGUGAAAAUGUUAGUUGUGGUGGUAUUUGCUUUCAUACUCUGCUGGUUGCCUUUUCACGUAGGACGAUAUUUAUUUUCCAAAUCCUUUGAAGCUGGAUCCUUGGAGAUAGCUGUGAUCAGCCAGUACUGCAACUUGGUGUCCUUUGUCCUCUUCUACCUUAGUGCGGCCAUCAAUCCCAUCCUCUACAACAUCAUGUCGAAGAAGUACCGCGUAGCCGCUUGUCGCCUGUUUGGACUCAAACUCCUUCCAAAGAAAAGACUCUCCAGCACAAAGCAGGAAAGUUCCCGUGUGUGGACAGAGCCAAGUGUUAUCACAUGACACAUGGUUUCCAGCACUGGAGCAUCACUCACUGCAUUUCCCAGAAAGCCAUAAAGGAAGAGAAAGAGGGCAAGAAAUGGGAAACCAACCAUUAAAGCUGUACAUUUGUCAUCAUCUGGAUGUGCUGAAAGAUGUAAUGUAGGAAGCUAAACAUUAAAAAAGCCAAACUAAACUCUGAGACUAUAAAAGGAGACAAAUGGUCACAGAAUUUGGCAAUGCUCAAGUGGUUUUUUUUUCUACUGCUUUUGCCCA
Messenger RNA from Acanthisitta chloris (rifleman), 1299 nucleotides. RefSeq names its product growth hormone secretagogue receptor (gene GHSR). Gene Ontology annotation, molecular function: growth hormone secretagogue receptor activity. NCBI's taxonomy places the organism in Eukaryota, Metazoa, Chordata, Aves, Passeriformes, Acanthisittidae. The transcript is spliced from 2 exons. Gene Ontology annotation, cellular component: plasma membrane. Bases 13 to 1047 code for a protein of 344 amino acids. The record is from RefSeq and is a predicted model, not a curated record. Gene Ontology annotation, biological process: hormone-mediated signaling pathway; G protein-coupled receptor signaling pathway.